GCCAUAAAUGAGGUUUUGGACAACAGUAAUCUACCAGUUGAGAUUGUGGAUGGUUUUAUAGAUGAAAUAGCUGUAUCUAUACCAUGGACAGCUCUCAUACAGAGCAGUACAGAGAUGGAGAUCCGGGGGCUGGAACUGACCCUACAGCCAAAACAGAGGAGCAGCAAUGCCCAAGGCCUGGAGACCAUGUUUUGCAGUAUGAACAGUAGCAUGACCACCAGUCUACAGAUAGCAGAGGAGUGUCUGAAGGAGGACCGAGCCAAACCGUUCAGAGGUCGUGAAGGCAGCCUCGGAGAUGAUGGGGGUCAGCAGUUUGAAGGAGUACAGAAGUUUGCUCAGACUAUCGAUUCAGUGCUUUGUAGGGUGAAAGUUACUUUGGUGGACACUGUGAUACGACUUGAGCACCUCCCCAACAGUGCUGAAACAGGGGUGGCACUAGAAAUCAGGAUCAAAAGAAUGGAGUACUUUGAUGACAUGGCUGAGGGAUCUUCAGUAGACAAUACUGAAUUUGCUAAGAAUUGGGAGCCUGCAGCUGUGGCCCACAAGAAUUUCCUGAUGGAGGGCAUGCAUAUUCUGAUUGACCACUUCUCCCGUAACUCGCGUCCCCACAGCAACCACUCCGACUCAUCCUGCUCAUCACCUCAG
Mizuhopecten yessoensis (Yesso scallop) is the source of this 645-nucleotide messenger RNA. RefSeq names its product autophagy-related protein 2 homolog B-like. Gene Ontology annotation, biological process: reticulophagy; piecemeal microautophagy of the nucleus; autophagy of mitochondrion. The transcript is spliced from 4 exons. Gene Ontology annotation, cellular component: extrinsic component of membrane; phagophore assembly site. Gene Ontology annotation, molecular function: phosphatidylinositol-3-phosphate binding. Lineage: Eukaryota; Metazoa; Mollusca; Bivalvia; Pectinida; Pectinidae. The record is from RefSeq and is a predicted model, not a curated record. The annotation marks the transcript as partial.